GAGAAGUAUACAAUAAUUAUUUUGAAACAAAAACAACUGAUUUUGAUAGCGUAAAUCAAAGAACAUCCAGUGAGCAGUAGCAGUGAGCAAAGAACAUCCAGUGAGCCUGAGGUAGAAGAAGGUCUUAGAACUAUCCUCCGUUCAUCAGCAAUGGUCGCCAUUAUUUCUGUGCACAAUGCUUUGAUCGAGCUCCGACUCUUUGCCAUAUUUCACAUUCUGCAGCUGCAGCCACCAUGGCCAAGGAGGAUAAAGACAAUAUCUGGAGAGAUCGGCAAAGACGAAGCCUACUUGCUACCUUUCUCAAAAACCAGCUUAGAAAUUUCAGGAAAACAACACCAGAUUCGGUAUCUCGGCACAGGUUUCUUAUAUUUCCCAAUAGUUCUGAAGUCCUUCCCUUCAAUAGGUUGUUGCGAUGAAGACCGUCGCUCUGAAUUAGGGCUCCGUGAUUGGUCAUCGCAACUCGAAAGAGCCAAAUGUGUCCAGCUUUGAACUUAAUGAAGCAGAGGAAGGAUGGUUAUGAACCAUCUGAUACUGAGACAGAAUGGCAAGAAAGCCCUUGGAAUGAUCCUAAGGAGAAGAAACUUGUACUGGAUUACAAUAAUCGAAGAACUGAUUCGGCAGUAUCCAAGAAGUUCACUGCUGCGGCGAAUGUUUCUCCUCCUGGUUUGAGAAGAAACGGUGGCAAAACACCUCGCAGGCCAGCCAAAGACGAUAGUGUUCUUGUUAUGCUUCAGAGAAACAUCAGCCCCUUGUCAAGAGCAGAAAGAAGAAGACAUGAGUCUCCUUUUAAAGCUGCGGGGGAGGAAAUUGGAAGCUCUAGCAUGAGGUCAAGAAAAGAGGAGAAUUUGACUUCUUCUCAUGGGAGUAGCAGAAUAAGUCAAAAACCAGGCUACAGUAGGAGAUCAGUGACUGCUCCAAGGUUGAGGAUGAGAGAUGAACAUAUGAUUGCUGUAAAUGAUUUAUCUCAGAGGAGAGAGAGAGUAGCUCCAACCUUGCAGGUCAGCUCCAUCCUACAACAGCCAAAGGAGGUUUCCCAGGUGAAUUCUCUAUCUAUUGGUGAAAUGAAUGAACUGAUCGCAGAUGGAAGGAUUAAUAGAGGUUUGGCUUUUAAUGACCCUGUGGCUGAAAGCAUGGGGUCGAUCUCACCGGGGGAUAUAUUCUUUUCGCGUGAUGGCUUGCCUAUUGGGAUGAAUAACAAUGUCACCUCAAAGAGAAAUGCGUUCAAAAACUAUAUAAGUCCAAAGCCUGCAUUUGUGGCUAAAAAGAAUGAUGAUACUUAUAAUCAAGUGGCAGUAAAUGCUAAUGGUAGAGGAGUUUCUUCUGCUGGAGCAGGUUUGUCAUCGACCACAACCAGUAGUGCCGCUGUAAGUAGAGAAAAUAGUAGUAGAAUUAGCAUUGAAAAUAGUAAGAUCAGUGAUGUGAGUGGAAGAACAAGUGAGAGUACUAAAAGGUUUAUAGCCAAUAGACGAAAGAAGAAGAAUGAUAUAUGGUUUUCUUGUAUGAGGAAUGGGACUUGCAGGACAACAAAAUCGCCUGAAAAGCGACCAUUUGAUGAAGCUACAUAUAUUGAAAAGGCAAAUGUUGUUGAAUACUUGAAACCCUUCUGGGCAGAUCAGCAUAGACCGGUUUCCUUAAAUGGUUUCACUUUCCAUAAGCAUGAGGCCCAACUUCUCAAACAAUUAGUUUCACAGGACAGUUUUCCCCACAUUCUCUUCAAAGGUCCACGUGGAUCUGGCAAAAGAGUGCUGAUGAUGGCUCUUCUGCGUGAGAUAUAUGGUGAUUCAUGUUGGAAUGUUUCUCAUGAUUUGCGACGUUUCCAGAUUCAGGAAAGAAAACUGACGCAAGUCUUCGUUCCAUUGACAUCAAGUGCUCACCAUGUGGAACUAAAUUUAAGCUCCGAAUCAAAUGCUAAGUAUGCUUUACUGGGAUUGGCUAAAGAAAUAGGCAGUGAAUAUUCUAUUAAUGUGGAAGCAAGAAAUGUUAAUCCCAAGGCAAAUUUCAAAGUGGUAGUCCUUUUAGAUGUAGACAAAGCUGCAGAGGAUAUUCAACACUUGCUUAGGUGGAUUAUGGAUGGCUAUAAGGAUGCUUGUAAAGUUGUACUUUGUUGUGAAGAUGACACAGGCAUCCUUGAAUCAGUGAUACGCCGCUGCAAAGUUAUUAAAAUUAACCCUCCUGUAACUCAUGAAAUCAUGGAUGUACUUAUCAAAAUAGCAGAGAAAGAGGAAUUUGACUUACCCAUGAACUUCGCUUCUAAGAUUGCUACUAAAGCAAAGCAAAACCUGAGAAAAGCAAUCAUGGCGCUUGAAGCAUGCAAGGCACACAAUUAUCCAUUUUCUGAUGACCAGCCAAUCCCCAUUGGAUGGGAAGAGGCCGUGGUAGAACUCGCAGCCCAUAUCCUCGAAGACCCCUCAAAUCCAAGAUUACACCAAGUAAAAGAAAAAAUUCAGAAGCUUCUAGUUGAUUCGGUUCAUCCUAAACUAAUUCUCCAGAAGCUUGUGGAACAAUUUCUGAAAAGAAUUGAGCUGAGAUCAAGGAGGGAACUUUAUUAUUGGCAUGCUUAUUAUAACAAGAGACUCCCAAUUGAAACUGGAACAAGUGCGUUACCCAAAUUAGAAGAAUUUGUGGCAAAGUUCAUGAGCAUGUACAGGAAGAGCUCCACCAACUUCGUAUAUGAUUGAUAGAAAUGUUGAUAAUGGUGAAAAGUUUAUUUGUUUUUGAUAAUAGAAGACUUGCUAGUAUCCAUUUUAUACGGUUGGAUAUACAAAAUCAUAGUUUGACUAUGCAUCCAAAGUUCAGAGGGAAUAA
Benincasa hispida (wax gourd) is the source of this 2805-nucleotide messenger RNA. RefSeq lists its product as uncharacterized. The record is from RefSeq and is a predicted model, not a curated record. Gene Ontology annotation, cellular component: nucleus; DNA replication factor C complex. Lineage: Eukaryota; Viridiplantae; Streptophyta; Magnoliopsida; Cucurbitales; Cucurbitaceae. Gene Ontology annotation, molecular function: DNA binding; DNA clamp loader activity. Gene Ontology annotation, biological process: DNA-templated DNA replication; DNA repair.